CUCUCUCUCUCUCUGUCUCUUUUUCUCUAUUCAUCCAUUGAAUCCCAUCAUCUGUCCUUUCUUCUUCUUAUCGUGCAACGAAAAAAUUUUUGUUUUUCUCGUGUCGAGCCACCGGUAGUCCCAUUGCUUUCCAGUGCAUAACUUGUUGCUCAUACGUAAGCAGUGAUCCGAAACGUUUUGUCGAUUUCAACCCGCAGAACGUGAAGAAAGAAAGAGGGAGAAGUGAAGAAAGAAUAAGAAGAAGAAGAAGAAGAAAAAGAAGAAGAAGAAAAAGACGAAGAAGAGAAGAAGGAAGAGUAGGAGGAAAAAGUGAAGAAGGAGUGAAAAGAAGAAACUGGAAAAAAAAUUUGUUUCUUUUGAUUUGAAAUUACAUAAGGAAAAUGCGCACUUGGGGUUGUUGUCAAUGACGAAUCUCUUAUUUUCUUCUUUCUUUCGAAACUUUAAGAGGAUGCAUUUGAAUUGAGGAGAAAAUAUCCCCUCGUCGAAAGGAAACCUAAAGGAUUUUCUCACAUUGGGCUCUGUUCGUCUAUCUUAUUACCCGCAGCUUAGAGUGCGGUAUAAAGGAUUCCUUGGAUUAUGAAAAACGUUUAAUAGAAAGAUGGAAGCUACGAAUUCUAUUGAUUUGAACGACUCGACGAAUUUCUAUAACGAAUCGAUGACAAUAGCUCGUUGAUACCAGUGAAAUUAAAUAUACGAAUAAGACUGGCUUUAAGUCAAGAUCGGAUCGAUUACCGAUAAACUGAUCAUGACGCGUAUCGCGAAAAGAUGAUGACCAGCGGUCGUUGAAGACCGCUAGAAAACCAGAUCUAUAGUCAUCUCAGAAUGGAGGAAAACGUUAGUAUCGCAACGAAUGCGACGGUGGAAAAUUUCGAUUUUGCCGAUCCAUGGGUCAUCCUGAGGGCUGUCAUAUUGGCUCUUUUGAUCCUCGUCACUAUCAUAGGGAAUUCGUUCGUAAUAGCGGUGAUCCUAGUGGAACGAAGCCUACAAUCCGUAGCAAAUUAUUUAAUCGUGAGUUUAGCCGUCGCCGACCUUAUGGUUGCCUGCCUCGCCAUGCCACUCGGGGCUGUUUACGAGAUAAACUCGAGAUGGACUCUCGGGCCGGAACUCUGCGACAUAUGGACGAGCAGCGACGUCCUUUGCUGUACGGCAUCGAUAUUGCAUCUGGUGGCUAUCGCGGUCGACAGAUAUUGGGCCGUCACCGAUCUCAAUUAUAUACAGGGAAGGAGUCCAAAGAAAAUCGGUUUCCUGAUUGCCAUGGUUUGGAUUGUUUCUUUGGGAAUUUCAUUGGCACCCCAAUUUGGUUGGAAAGAUCCAAAUUAUUUGGAACGUAUAACAGACGGUGAAUGUCUCGUUUCACAAGAUCCAGCGUAUCAGAUUAUAGCAACAUGCGCAACAUUUUAUCUACCCUGUCUGCUUAUUCUCUUUCUUUACUGGAGGAUAUUUCAAACAGCUCGGAAACGUAUUAGAAAGAGACCAGGAACGAUCGUUCAACCCUCUCGCGAAAGAAGAGGUAUCCUACGGCUGGUAACGAGAAGCAGGCAAAGGGAGGAAUCAACAGCGUUCACUAUAACACGUUCAACCCCGGAUCAUUCGUCGAUUUCACCGGAAAAGUCGUCGUCGUAUAACGACGGAAACGUAGCGCAAUCAGCGGUCGUGAAUGUUACGCCGGUAACGACGAGCACUACAGCAAACUCGUCGAAUUCUACGGGUCAGCCAACGAGCUCAUCAACAGCAACAACAACAGCAACAACAGGAGCAACAACAACGGCAACAACGGCAGGAGUAACAACAACGACGACAACGACACCGGCGACAACAACGAUGACGACGUCAACGAGUAGGCCAAGUUCAGCGUCCACGUCGACGACGGUACGUCAAGCGACAUCGACGAAGAGAAAUCGUGAAACGAUAGAAUCUAAACGUGAAAAGAAAGCAGCCAAGACAUUGGCAAUCAUCACCGGUGCCUUCGUCGCCUGUUGGCUACCAUUCUUUGUUCUCACGCUUCUACGUGUCAUCUGUUAUUGGUGCCAAAUACCCAACGUAGUAUACAAUGUCUUCCUCUGGCUUGGCUAUUUCAACAGUACUCUCAAUCCUGUCAUCUACACCAUCUUCUCACCCGAAUUCAGGCAAGGUUUCAAGAGAAUGCUUUGUGGUAGUUCGAGAGUGACCCGCUGACAUUGGAUUUAAUUUCCUUUCCCUUAAUACCAUUAUUAACGAUAAUUAAAACCAUUACAAUCACUACCACAAUCAUCCACGACAACACCAACGACAUCAUUGGUACUAUUCUCCCUGAAAGGAGGAAGCUUUAGUCUCUUCUUUCUCUGUUUUUUCUUUCUCUUUCACUCUCUCUCUCUCUCUCUCUCUCUCUUUCUCUCUCUCUCUCUCGCUCUUCCUCUCCCUCUCUCUUUCUCUCUCUCCCUCUCUUUCUCAUUCAUGCAUAUGCCUGUGAAAGAAUAAUAGCAGAUAUGAAACUUUCAUAUUUUUUCAAUUUUUUAUUCCUUUCGAUGUGUCUUUUCAAUCAGAAUUUCUUAA
Messenger RNA from Vespa mandarinia (Asian giant hornet), 2532 nucleotides. It is a transcript of the gene 5-HT1, whose product is annotated as serotonin receptor. Gene Ontology annotation, molecular function: G protein-coupled receptor activity. Gene Ontology annotation, cellular component: plasma membrane. NCBI's taxonomy places the organism in Eukaryota, Metazoa, Arthropoda, Insecta, Hymenoptera, Vespidae. The record is from RefSeq and is a predicted model, not a curated record. Gene Ontology annotation, biological process: adenylate cyclase-activating adrenergic receptor signaling pathway; positive regulation of MAPK cascade.